AUGCACCUUCCGCACGCAAGCCCUCCGACACCUACGAUGGCGGAUGUUUACUCCCACAUCCAUGAGUACUACCGUCAGACUCACGGUGACUUGGUGCAGACCGGUUCACCAGCUGUGUUGUGUUCAGCUCUGCCCGGCCACUGGAGGUCGAACAAGUCUUUACCUGUGGCCUUCAAGGUUGUUGCCUUAGACGACGUCCAGGAUGGCACAAUAGUGACGAUAAAGGCUGGCAAUGAUGAAAACGUUAUGGCCGAGAUGAGAAACUGCACGGCGGUUAUGAAAAACCAAGUGGCAAAGUUCAAUGACUUGAGGUUUGUGGGACGAAGUGGACGAGGGAAGUCCUUCAGUCUCACCAUCACAAUCAGUACUUUUCCCUCACAAGUGGCAACAUAUUCAAAGGCCAUCAAAGUCACCGUUGACGGCCCGAGAGAACCCAGAACUAAACAGAAUUAUGGAUAUGGACACCCGGGAGCGUUUAAUCCGUUCCUUCUGAAUCCAGGCUGGUUGGACGCAGCGUAUUUAAACUACGCCUGGGCCGAUUACUUUAGACCACCACAGCUAAGAGAUCAAGCUCUUAUAAAAGGUGGAGCGGCGCCAAUUACUACACCGCCAGUUGCGUUACCAGGAGCUGAACUGUUUCCGUUUCCUCCAAUGAUGGGAACGUUACCUCCAGGUGGACUGAUUCCACCGCCGGGAGCAUUUUUACCACCGAACGGGAUGCUACCAUUUACUCCUCAUCCCGCGGACCUUGCAUUGAAAAAUUUACCGCAAGAUAUAAAGAAUGGCGUUAGUCCUUAUGAUGCUUUAAGGCAUUUCCAAAGCAACGUACUAUCGAUAGACACGUCAAGCGCUCGAUUAUCACCAACAAGUAGUAGACAGAGCGGUAGCCCACGAAGCGUUAUAAAUACCAGUCCAAGAUCGAAAGCUGAUUCAAAAUCUGAAAUUAAUUCGACACACGAAGCAACGAUAUCCGACGAAUCGGAUGAAGAGCAGAUAGAAGUCGUGAAAUCAGCUUUCCAUCCAACGCGACCAGCGAACGUUGAGCUCCAGGAGAUGAAGCAAGUGCAAGCUGCAGAUUCAACCGUAUCGGAUCGACCUCGUGUACGUAAUGAACUUAAAGCACCUUUACACCGUACUACGCGAGUCCUAUCGACUAGUCCGACCUCGACGAAAAUUUCGAACGGUGCUAUUUCAACGCAUAAAUCAGUAUGGCGACCGUAUUAA
Molecule: messenger RNA, 1224 nt
Organism: Danaus chrysippus (African queen)
Lineage: Eukaryota; Metazoa; Arthropoda; Insecta; Lepidoptera; Nymphalidae
Source: the annotation of a GenBank genome assembly